GUAGACGGAGAAGUGAGAGGCGGAUCAACAGGCGGCUUGACAAUCGUAGCUGCGUUCUGCGCUACGCUUUCAGACUUGUGUAAAAGUCUAUGAAGACUGGAGAUGACUUUGCCUGCUUAUCAGUCAAGACGCCUCACUGUCAUGUGGACAUACUUCAGCCACCUCCUGUUGUUGAUGCACUAAAACUAAAACAUGGCUCUUCCGUCAGCACUAAGCCCAGGGAGGCUGUCUGCAGAGGAAUAUCAGGGACAAAGAUGAAAACAACUUUCUGCCUAAAGAAGAGAAACUCCUGCAAAGAUGAAUCCAGAAUCUCUGGACUCGUCCAUCCAGAGCGCCCUCUCGGCCCUUUUCCCGCCUUUCGAGGCCACGGCGCCCAUCGUCCUCAGCCAGCUGUUUCGCACCAUUGAGGAGCGUUACCACGGAGAUGCAUUGCAGUGCCUGCUAGAUUUCCUCAUCCCCUCCAAACACUUGUUGGAGAGUGUCCAACAGGCAGCAUGUGCUGGAUACUCUGAUGUGGUUUUCCGUUGUGAGGGCUGGCCUCUGUGUCUCCAUGACAAAACCAUCAUCCAGUUAGCGCCUGUAAACCCUCUGCUACUGCGUCCUGGAGACUUCUAUCUCCAAGUGGAACCUUUCGGGGACCAAGCGGCUCGCAUCGUCCUCAAAAGUCUUCUGGAGGGAGGCGGUCGGGAGGUGGAGGAGACCCCCGUGCCUGAAACGUCCUACCCCUGCAUCUUCACCGAGGACUGGCUGCAGGACAUCAAUGAAGGACGCCAUGGGACUCCUCUGUCACGUUGCUUGCUUUGCACAGAUCAAGGAGUAAUCAAGUUGCCCUGGGCCCAGAUAGCUAUCCCAGAGUUUUUGGAUAAGCCUAAGAUCAUGCCCACGUAUCAGGAGGCCCCUCCUGAGCCGAAGCAUAUCUCAGUCACCUCCCAUUUCAACUCCUCCACCCUCCCGAUGGGAGCCAUGUUUCUUCCUGCAAAAGACAGGAUGUUGGCCUCUAUGAGAACCGUGCACUGUUCUUCUAAACUUGUCAAAAUGGAAUAUGAAAGACGCACACCAAAAUCUUGCUCCAAACCUUUAAUCAAACCUGUGGGUUGGGUUUCUCCUAAUACGUGGGACAGUCGUAACUAUGGAGAGAUCGAGGGGGACUAUGUGGACUUGGUGGAUAUCGCUAAAGGGAAGGCGUUGGUGGAUAAGCAGAGAGACAGCCACCCGAAUCCACCCCAUUCAGCUUUGUUCAAACCUGUGAGACCCCCUCCACCUGUACCACUUGGGCAUGGUGUCCCCUGUGGACGCACCCUUCAGUAUGCAGAGGAGCCGUGUACGCCAUGCAGCCAGAGGAAGCUGGGACAGGAGCUGACCGAUCAUGACUUGAAGUGUCGGUAUAGAGACUCGUACCUGGCAGCACUGAGGAACCCAGUCCCUUUUGAGAGAGGGAGCAGGGACCUACUCUCUGCCCUGGAGGAGGCCGGCCCUUGUGCAGAAGGGGAGUUAAGAUCCAAGGGAUUUGAAGCUCCGAUAGAUGAAAUUGGAAGCAUUUAUAACCACUCUAAAGAAGCCGUGAUACGUCAUGACCUCUGUCAAUACAAACCUUGCUGUGAACCAACAACAGAACACUUUGUGUCUAACCUCAAAGACCUUCCUACAAGCCCUGAGUCUGAAAACCUUAUGAAGGAAUCACCCACGGUUUUGAAAUCAACCCCUGGUUUGAGCCAGAGUCAGAGAGUUCAGACGAAACUGAUUUCCCACCAGUUAGGACAAAACACUAGCGAGCCUCCGGGAUCAGAUGUGUUCUCGGAGACGCGUGAUGGUGACGUGAAACCACAGCAGAAGGUGGAGGUUCUGAAACCAUCAGGGAUACACAAAGUAAAGCUGAGGUCUCUGUCCACAGUGUCAGAGACACCCAAAAGAAGUCCGCUCCUCUAUAAACUCAACAACCGGAGCCAAAGUGAUGUUUGCCCUGAAACAAUCUCCAGUGUAAUCCUGUGUAAGAAAGCUGAACUGUUGGAUCAGGUGACCACGAAGCUGGAGAGACUGUCUCAGAAAAAAGACUCCCACUCAAGCAGGAGUGAAACUUCCUCCACCGCAGAAGGAGGUGACUCCAGACUCCUCAACUCAAAGACAGAAAAAACAUCUUCUCCUCAAACUGCGAUUCCUCCUGCAAGUCCAGACUCUCCUCAGUCUCCACACACAGAAGAAUCUACUUUCAGAAGCAUCAGCGGUCUGAUUGAACUGGGCAUCAUUUGUUUACCGGGCAGCAGGGACAGGACCUGCAGAGCAGUUGUGGAGGUUCAUGGUGACAGGAAGGAGUGGACGUCGCCCCUUGUAUCAGCUCACACUGUGUGCCAGAUGCUGCUCUACCUACACUCCAUACCAAGGAAAGAGGUUCGAGAGCUUGGAAUGACUUUGGUCAUCAAUGCCAGGAAGAAGCCUCCCCCUCUCCACGUCUACAAAGCUCUGCUGAUGGCCCAGGAACAAGCUCUUCAUGCUGUGCACAGUAUCGUCAUACUGAUGGAUAAAGACACUUGUCCACGCCCUGAAAAACAGCCCGGGCUGCAGAUGGACAUGGUGACGUCUAUGAAAGCCCUCAACAAGACAGUGGAAGCCUCCCAGCUGACAUCUGACCUGGGCGGUACCUUUACUUACAGCCAUACAGACUGGGUGCAGUUUCACCAGAAACUGGUUUCCUUCAUGGCUGAAUUGCGAGGGGCAGACUUCCUGUUGCAGAAGGCCAUCAGGAAAGUGGAUGGCAGCAAAAAGACACUGGACACUGCCCAGGAUGUGCAGCAGUGUAUUCAGGAACAGAGGGCUUCGAUGAAGGAGGUGCUGGAGGACACUCGACUGGUGACUCUGCAGAGAGAAGGAGGGGCUGCACUGGCCAGGAUGAGGAAAGAGGAGUUCCGAUUUCCACAGUCUGAAGAUUACAGAGAUGGUCUGGAAUCAGUAACAAGUCUGUACAACCAGGUGGAGGAGAAGCUCCACAUGCUGGUGAUGAGAUCCAACGAGUCCCUGCAGCACCUGGAGUUUCUCUUCAGGCUCAGAGACAUGGAAGCCAAAAUCAGCACGGCAGGGACCUGGUUCAAUGGAGAGGGUGAACCGAGACUGGUGGACUCUUACACAACAGAUGAUACCCUGGUGGGCACUGAAAAGGCUCUGCAGCACUUUGAACAGUUUCUCACUCAAUCCAAGGAGAAACAACACCACGCCUUGACCCUUGUGACGGAGGCCCAGGGAAUUGUCGCUGCCAGCAACUCCAGCCCUGCAACAGAUGUUUUUCUUACCCUGAUCAGUUCUUUCAAAUCCAAUGUGGAUGGUUUUAUGUUGCGGGCAGAGAAGAGAUACAAGGACCUGGACACACUGGUGCACAUUCACCGCUUCUGUUUUCAGGCGUCGGCCCUGGCCAAGGAAUGCAGUCAUUUUUUGGAGCAGGUAGAGCAGGGGUGUUACUCAGCUAAGACCCUAAGCACACUACAGAUGUAUGAAAGGAGAUUAGGUGGGGAAUUCUCCACCCUGCACUUCCAGGCGCUGAAAGCUAAGGCCUGUGCAGUGGGAUCCGGGGCCUCUGGGGUGUUAAAGGUGUGGAAUGCAUCUUGCGUCCUGUGCCAACAAGUCAGGAAGCAUCUUGAGGAGAUGCAGAAGAAGAAAGGAGCAGAUAAGAAGCAGAACCAGCAGACCACAGCUGCAGCCUCUCAAGUGGAACAUGGGGGGACGGAGAUGGAUGAGAAAAGGAGUGAGGUGGGGGAGGAUGAACGCCCCCUGACAAUGCAGCCAACCUCUCCGAAAGAGGUUGUCAAUAUUUCAGAAAAUGAAAGAGAAAGCACCAGUGCUGCAUUUUCCGAACACCAUUCAAAACCUGACUUGAAAGAAAGUGAGAAAGGACCUGAUGCAACAGUUAAAAAUAAAAAAAUGACUCCAGUUUUUCCACAUAAAAGUGACAAUCAUCCAGAGACCAAAUGGAGGCCAAGAGAGCAUCGCAGCCAGGUAGAUCUGAGGAGCUGGGAGUCUACUGAAGUGUGCCAUGAUUCCCCACCGCACAAGGGCCUGGGUCGGUCCCUGAGCGAUGGAUCAUGUGUCAGCUCUCCCUUGAUGAGCAUCUCUGGCUUUUCACCUUUGAAUGUGAGACACAAACACUGUCAGGGCAGGACACAGCCACUCCGACAAAAUCUGCCCAUUUCCCAUAACGGGAGUUUACAGUCAGGGAACUUGAGCUGCAAGUCGAUCAGAGACAGUCAUGAAGUGGAGGGAGAAGGAUGCACAGCCUCCACCCAGAGCCCUGAAGAUUCAACAACCCCAGAGACAUUACUCACACCAACAGAAAACAAUGGCAGCAGUGUUUUGAAACUGCAGCGGAUAAUGGAGGAGCUGCUGUCCACAGAGAGGGAGUAUGUGAAGGCUCUGGGUUACGUUCGAGAACACUACUUCCCCGAGCUGGAGAGGGCCGACGUCCCUCAGGACCUCAGGGGCCAGAGGGGGAGCAUUUUUGGUAACUUAGAAAAACUCCACGACUUCCACCAACAUCAUUUCCUGGAGGAGCUGCAGAGCUGCGUGAAGGAACCCAUCAGAGUGGGACGCUGCUUCCUGCGACACAGAGAGAGCUUUGCUUUGUAUGCCCUUUACAGCAAGAACAAACCACAGUCUGAUACUCUUCUCAUCAAUCAUGGGCAGGUUUUCUUUAAGCAAAAACAGCUGAGGCUGGGAGAUAAAAUGGACCUGUGGUCGUACCUGCUGAAGCCUGUGCAGCGCAUCAGUAAAUACAGUCUGCUGCUGCAGGACAUGAUGAGAGAGUGUGGUCCGGGACAAACCAGAGAGAUGUCUGAGGUCCAGGCUGCCCUGGAGGUCAUCCACUUCCAGCUCCGCCAUGGCAACAACCUGCUGGCCAUGGACGCCAUUCACAACUGUGACGUUAAUCUGAAGGAGCAGGGCCAGCUGAGAUGCCAAGAUGAGUUCCUGGUAACAUUCAGGAAAAAAAAGUGUUUCCGCCACAUCUUCCUCUUUCAAGAACUCAUCCUCUUCAGCAAGACUCGAAAGACGGACGUAGGAAAUGACACAUAUAUCUACAAACAGUCUUUCAAGACAUCAGACAUAGGCAUGACCCAGAACAGCGGCGACAGCGGCCUGUGUUUCGAGAUCUGGUUCAGGAAGAGGAAAACGCAGGACACUUAUGUACUCCAGGCAGUUAGCCAAGAGGUGAAGGAGGCUUGGACCAAGGACCUGGAGCGCAUCCUCUGGGAGCAGGCGGUGCACAACAGAGAGGUCCGUAUGCAGGAGAGAGUGUUCAUGGGUAUUGGAAACAAGCCUUUCAUGGACAUUCAACCCAGUGAAGCAGCGAUCAGUGACAGAGCUGUCAACUAUGUACUGAUGGGAAGAGUCUCUGCAGAAAACAAGGUGCUGUCCUCUGUGGGAUCAUAUGUGGCAAAGGAUGGCCAGCCAAAAUCUGUCGGCUCAGGCACCAGUUUAUCUUCCUCCUCUUCCUCUGGAGGCAGUUCCAUGUCCCCUAUGGGAUACCGGUGUAGACCAAAGGGCAGGUCGGUUGAUGGGGUGCUUGCAGGAUACGUAUCGCCCCCUGGAGCGCUGGAGGAGGACGAUCUGGACCAUGACAGCGGGAGUCAGACCUUACUAUUGGACAGCUCGGAGUCAUCAGGAGAGAGUGUGAGCGGCUUCAGCAGCUGCAGUCAUGGCUACCACUCAGCCGUUGGAGGGGAGGCGGAGGACUCCUCCUCUGUGUGUGCCUCUGUAACCACUGUUAAAGAGGCUGCGGUCGGUCACCUAGCUGAAGCUUCUGCACAAUACCACAAACCAAAUGCUUUGGCAGGAUCCCCAGACAAAGCUCAACCACCAGUUGCUCCAAAGCCCAAACCCAAACCACAGUGCCAGGCCAAGGAUCUCCCCUGUGGCAAGGUUCAGAACACUAACGUUGGAAAAUCCACUGAGGUUUGACUUGUGAGUGAUGGUUUAAGAUCUAGAGGCAAACAAAGAAAAAGAAGAGAGAAGUCGACCAUUGUCUGCGUAGAAGAGAGAGAGACUCUUGGAACAGAAACCCUUUAAUACGAUGUGUUACUGUAAUCAAUUACCACUCUGUAAAUACAGCUUUUAAAUCCCACCACUUAAAGAACAGGUCAGAAAUGUACGGUACUCUGAGCAUGAACAGUGACACAUUUUGAAAUACACCGUACCUGACGUGGGUCUGCAUAGUGUAUUUUAAAUCAGUGUCAUAGUUUAUUCAGAAUAUCAUAGAGUUGCUAUAAGUCUUUGUCUCUGUGCUUAACGCAAAACUUCACCUUAGUUUGAAAAUGUAGCUAAUUCACUCUGGUGAAAUAAUAAAGCAGCACAUAAUGUCAUCUUUUAUAUCUACUGCCUUUUGUACAGUUAUCAAACUUAUUAUAAACACGUUCACUUUCUUUGUUCUUAAUUAACAGUUUUGUAUAAACUUGUAUGUUACUGCUAUGAAGAUAUUGUUCCAUGUAACAGUUGUAUUUGAAAUACAGAACAUUUGCAUUAA
Messenger RNA from Hippoglossus stenolepis (Pacific halibut), 6499 nucleotides. RefSeq lists its product as uncharacterized. Gene Ontology annotation, molecular function: guanyl-nucleotide exchange factor activity. NCBI's taxonomy places the organism in Eukaryota, Metazoa, Chordata, Actinopteri, Pleuronectiformes, Pleuronectidae. The record is from RefSeq and is a predicted model, not a curated record. The transcript has 24 exons. The coding region runs from base 298 to 5937 and encodes 1879 amino acids.